This is a messenger RNA of Trichophyton verrucosum HKI 0517, 1134 nucleotides long. RefSeq lists its product as uncharacterized. The record is from RefSeq and is a predicted model, not a curated record. NCBI's taxonomy places the organism in Eukaryota, Fungi, Ascomycota, Eurotiomycetes, Onygenales, Arthrodermataceae. The coding region runs from base 1 to 1134 and encodes 377 amino acids. The transcript is spliced from 4 exons.
AUGGAGCGGCCUGAGACUAUUGCUAUGGAUGUGGAUGGCAAUGAUUCAGAUUACGAAUAUGAGUAUGACCCGUUUGAAACAGAGACAGCUUAUAUCAACCUCGAGCUAUCCUCAGUUAACGGGCCCAUACGACCUCCGAGAAAGCGAUCAUCUACUUCGACUCCAAUCCACUCUCCAAUUGACCCUUCCAUGACACCUUCGCUUGACGGUGACGGAGGGCAAGAUCACAACGACCAAGAGCAAGAGUCGCAAAGCCGAAUCCAGAUAAUGGACCUUCACUCGCCUAAUCCGAUAAUUUCAUAUGGCAACCAGAUAUUCAGCUGUUCCUGGGCCGACAUGAUUGGGACGGAGUUGAUGUUCACUCGCUCAUCCGAGAGGCAGCCAAACUCAACUCCUCCGCUCUGGAGAAAUGAAGAGGACAGCAGCGAGCUCCUGUGCGCCAACCGAGUGAGGAUUGUGGGCCAAAAGGCCAAUUUAAUAUCCAGCUCGGGCGGUCAGAGCCAAAGCGUGUUUGGGGAGGACAUGGGCGACGCAUCCAGGAUUGCAAUGAGCAACCAGGCACGAUUCCUGGCGCGGCUGGCGAAGGCGAAACAUUCCAGGGGCGAAACCGAUGCUGUCAGGACUGUGUUUCCGUUAAAAAAGAGCCAGAUUCAGGAAGAGAAAAUUGCGGGGUGGAAUAGGGUUGAAGCGGCUGUCGCGGAGGCUGAGAGGUUGAAUAAAUUGGCCCUGGAGGGUGAUGGAGAUGCAAUGCGUGCAUUGGAGCAGAUCCAGCUACGAGCCCAUUUUGGAACUUGGAAAAAGACGAAAGGGAAAAAAAAAAUCUCUCAUCGGUGUCACGGAUACAAUAUACCCAGUCAGGAGGACAUGUGUUCCGGCAAACAGAGGAGGAAGAAAAGAAGCAAGCAGACCACUGUUGUGUGGCUGAGUAUUGGGUUGAAGAAGCAAAUUCGACAUAGGAAACAAUAUCUCGUUGAGAAAACAGUAUGGGAAACACCUGAAGAAACCAGCUCGUUGGACAGGGAUAUCAAGAAAAGAAGAAAAAGAAAGAAGAAGAAGAAGAAGAAAAGAAGCUGGAAGCCCAUCUAUGAAAACAACUCCGUUCUAUCCCGACCCGAAUGCAAAUUAAGAUUAUAA